CGCGCCCUCUGCCCCCAGUCUCCGUCCCGGCCGCCAUUGCCUCGUGCCUGCGCCGGUCGGUUGGCGGUGCCUUUGUCCUACGGCAGGCAAGUGGGCGGAGGUGGAGGCGGCAGCGGCGGGCCUGAGGCGAAGGACUGGCCGGGAGCCCGCCGCACUGGUAGCGAUAUUAAUAAGGCAGCGGAAAGAAGAAAUAUGAAUACGGCUCCAUCAAGACCCAGCCCCUCACGAAGAGAUCCAUAUGUCUUUGGAGACAGUCGAGAUGCAAGGCGUGAUCGAUCUCCAAUUCGAGGAAGUCCAAGGAGAGAAUCCCGAGAUGGCAGAAACGGCCGGGAUGCUCGGGAUAGCAGAGACAUUCGAGACCCCCGAGAGUUGCGGGACCACAGAGAUAGCAGAGACAUUCGGGAUCACAGAGAUAGCAGAAGCAUACGUGAUGCUCGGGACAUGAGAGAUUUUAGAGACUUUCGUGAUCUAAGAGACUCUAGGGAUUUUCGAGAUCAUCGGGACCCCAUAUACGAUAGAUACAGAGAUAUGAGAGACUCUCGAGAUACCAUGUACAGGAGAGAAGGUUCUUAUGAUCGAUACCUUCGAAUGGAUGACUAUUACAGGAGAAAGGAAGAUUCUUACUUUGACCGUUACAGAGAUACAUUUGAUGGACGAGGCCCUCCAGGCCCAGAAAGUCAGUCUCGUGCAAAAGAGCGUUUGAAACGUGAGGAACGGCGUAGAGAGGAGCUUUACCGUCAAUACUUUGAGGAAAUUCAGAGACGCUUUGAUGCUGAGAGACCUGUUGAUUGCUCUGUGAUUGUGGUGAAUAAGCAGACUAAAGAUUAUGCUGAAUCUGUGGGACGAAAGGUACGAGACUUAGGCAUGGUAGUAGACCUGAUCUUCCUGAACACUGAGGUGUCAUUGUCACAAGCCUUGGAGGAUGUUAGCAGGGGAGGGUCUCCCUUUGCUAUUGUCAUCACCCAGCAACACCAAAUUCACCGUUCCUGUACAGUCAACAUCAUGUUUGGAACCCCACAAGAACAUCGAAACAUGCCCCAGGCAGACGCCAUGGUGCUGGUAGCUAGAAAUUAUGAGCGUUACAAGAAUGAAUGCCGGGAAAAGGAACGUGAAGAGAUUGCCAGACAGGCUGCCAAAAUGGCUGAUGAAGCCAUCCUACAGGAAAGAGAGCGAGGAGGCCCAGAUGAAGGAGUGCGUGGAGGUCACCCUCCAGCCAUCCAGACCCUUCUCAACCUGCUGGCAGACAACAGGUACCUUACUGCCGAAGAGACUGAUAAGAUCAUCAACUACCUUCGAGAUCGGAAGGGGCGACUUAUGAGGAGCAGCACCAACUCUCUGCCUGGUCCGAUUUCCCGCCAGCCACUCGGGGCAUCCUCAGGUGCCUCGUUGAAGACACAGCCAAGCUCCCGACCGCUCCAAAGCGGCCAAGUGCUCCCCACUGCUACACCCACUCCAGCCGCACCCCCAACCUCCCAGCAAGAGCUUCAGGCCAAAAUCCUCAGCCUCUUCAAUAGUGGCACGAUUGCGGCCAAUAGCAGCUCUACAUCUCCCUCAGUUGCUGCCGGGAACACCCAGAACCAGAAUUUUUCCACAGCAGUGAACAGCCAGCCUCAGCAAAGAUCACAGGCUUCUGGCAGUCAGCCUCCAAACAUUUUGGGACAGGCAGGAUCUGCUCGGAACAUAGGCCCCAGGCCUGGGGCUCCUUCCCAAGGGCUCUUUGGCCAGCCUUCUAGUUGCCUGGCACCUCCCAGCAGCAUUGCUAGCCAAAGGCCUGUGUCUUCCACAGGCAUCAACUUUGACAAUCCAAGUGUACAGAAGGCUCUGGAUACCCUGAUCCAGAGUGGCCCAGCUCUUUCCCACCUGGUUAGCCAGACCACAGCACAGGUGGGACGGCCCCAGGCUCCUAUGGGAUCUUAUCAGAGGCAUUACUGAGGCAAAAUCUGGCAACUACUCCUAGUCCUAUGGCCACCUCCCAUUUACUUUGUUCUAAAUAGAGAUAUUUGGAGGAUACUCUUUGCGUUUAUCCAGGUCCACAUCAAAUGUUGUAAGUCUCUACUACCUGCUCUCUCUCCUGCCUAAGGCUAUGUUGCUUACUCCUUUCAGAGUCAGGAUUUAUACUGCAUUUCGGGUUUUUUGGGUUUUUUUUUUUUUAAGAAAGUAUCUCUGGGGUCAUUGGAUAGUAUGGGUGUCUGUGUUCAGUUUAUAUUUAAUGAGCUUCUCUCAUUUCUUUGUCAGCUAGAAUUAGGGGGCUGAAAGGGGAGAACAAGCCAAACCCCAGUUGGCUAUAUUUGGAAUGCCAUUUUCUUUUCUAUUGUUUGUGUUCAUUUUGAACCAACCAAGAUUUUCCAGCUCCACACUCCUGCCUACAGGUCCUAUAGGGUUACAGAAUAGCAGACUGAACAUGUCAGGUAGUGCUGUCAUGUCCACUCCACAUGUGGAGGGGUCUACUGGAAGAUUCACAGAUAAACUAUUCUGGAGCUAUUAAGGAGUGCUAUAGUAGGAAUGGAAGCAGGCACUUUUCAACCUUAAUUUUACCAAGGAUUGACUUUUUUUCCAUUGGAGAAUGAACUGAAUAGCUCUAGUUGCUAGCAGUUUUAACACAGACUGAAUCUAGGGCAUAAACAUUCUUACUCUCUUACGUUUCGGUCCCAUAUCCAGUGGUAGUCUCAUGGAGUUGGUUCUGAGAAGGCAACUCUAAACUCCAUAAGUCCAUAACCAUUUUUUUCAGUGGUGAUUUUGAGCUUUUGACUCAAAUCUCUUAUUUUCAUUCUAGACUCUGUUUUCUGAGUAGCAGGAGGUAGAGACCAUUUUGAUGUCAGACUUUUGGUAGCAGGACAUGUUACUGAUACAGGUGGCUGGCUGUUCAUAACUAUUGAGCCAGAGUGAAAUUAAAGGGAGGACUUGUGGCUGGUGCUCUAAAUGGAGCCAAAGGAAGCUGCCCUCUCCCUAGGGAUGUUGCUUAUUAAAGCCCUGUGGAUCACAGUCUCAAGGGGGGCCCUGGCAGGGACUAGGGAAAACAGUGACUUCAGUUGAGUCUCUGCCAGUGGCUAAGCAAACAAUGGUUUCAAAACUUAAAGUCCCCAGAUGGCAGCAUUUUAUGUUCUGACCUGUUUGUGUUAUAUAGUGUUUUUUCUCUUUGGAACUCUUGUGUUGUUAAUAAAAUGAGAUGAUUACUUUUUAAUUAAAUUGAAAAAGUAUAA
Erinaceus europaeus (western European hedgehog) is the source of this 3200-nucleotide messenger RNA. RefSeq names its product nuclear receptor coactivator 5 (gene NCOA5). Bases 193 to 1932 code for a protein of 579 amino acids. Gene Ontology annotation, biological process: regulation of signal transduction. Lineage: Eukaryota; Metazoa; Chordata; Mammalia; Eulipotyphla; Erinaceidae. Gene Ontology annotation, cellular component: nucleoplasm. The transcript has 8 exons. The record is from RefSeq and is a predicted model, not a curated record.